AUGGCUGCCCUCUACUCGGUUACCGUGCAGGACAUCAACGCUCACGACUUCAACCGUGCUUACGCCGCUUACCUCAAGCGCUCCGGCAAGCUCGAGAUCCCCAAGUGGGUCGAUCUUGUCAAGACCGGCACCAGCAAGGAGUUGGCUCCUUAUGAUCCCGACUGGUUCUACGUCCGCGCUGCUUCCGUUGCCCGCCACAUCUACCUCCGCCGCGGCGUCGGUGUCGGUGCCCUCAAGAAGCUCCACGGUGGCACCUGCAACCGCGGUUCCCGCCCCUCCCACCACGUCAAGUCCUCCGGCUCCAUUGCUCGCAAGGUCCUCCAGGCCUUGGAGAAGAUUAACGUCUUGGAGGCUGAUGAGAACGGUGGACGCAAGAUCACCGUCGAUGGUCAGCGUGAUUUGGACCGCAUUGCUGCCUCCGUUCACCAGGCUCGCGCUUAA
This is a messenger RNA of Linnemannia hyalina, 441 nucleotides long. Lineage: Eukaryota; Fungi; Mortierellomycota; Mortierellomycetes; Mortierellales; Mortierellaceae. The record is from the annotation of a GenBank genome assembly.